AUGGCGGAUGCGAUGGUUGCCAAGGUUCGCUCGCCUCUGGCCGAGACGACGAACCGAAUGAACUCUCCAUUCCCUGCCUCGGAACAGCAGACGAGCAAGCCGUCGCGUUACGUCCGGUCUGACGUGGCUCAUCUCCAGCUCAACCAACAUCCCGCGCCGCACUCGAGACCAGGAAGCCGACAAGCUAUGGCUCCGCCAAACAUGACCCUCAGCACCCAAAUGUCCGGUGUAAUACAUCAUCCGUAUCCGCAACCUGUAGAGGAUGAUAAGCGAAUGUCCCAGGCUUCGUAUGCGUCAACCUCGAGUAGCCGAAGCAAGAAGAACUACAAGACUCACAUCGGGCCUUGGCAACUGGGACGAACGCUGGGCAAGGGCUCCUCGGCUCGCGUACGCCUCUGCCGACACAACAUCACCAACCAGCUUGCUGCCGUCAAGAUUGUAAACCGAACCAUGGCCUACUUGGUCCAAGACAGCUCCAUGGCCGCCCUAAGCAAGUGGGACAGCAGCCUUCCUGACCAAAUCAACGGGGAAAUGCGCGUUCCCAUGGCCAUUGAGCGUGAAGUGGCAAUUCUUAAACUUAUCGAACACCCGAAUAUCAUGAAAUUGUACGACAUAUGGGAGAACCGCUCUGAAAUAUAUCUCAUUCUCGAGUACAUCGAUCAAGGCGAUCUAUUUACCUUCAUCAACUCCAGGGGACGACUCCCUGAGGAACUUUCCAUCUACUUCUUCCGGCAGAUGAUGAGCGCCAUCUCUUACUGUCACUCCUUCAACGUGUGUCACCGCGACUUGAAGCCUGAGAACAUUCUCAUCACUGCAGACUUGCAAAUCAAGAUUGCGGAUUUUGGCAUGGCGGCGCUACACCAGACCGCCACACAUCAGCUUGCUACAGCCUGCGGCAGCCCCCAUUACGCUGCUCCAGAACUUCUGAAGAACAGGCAGUAUCGCGGGGACCGCGCUGAUAUUUGGAGCAUGGGCGUCAUCCUCUAUGCAAUGCUGUCUGCCACUUUGCCAUUCGAUGACCCUGAUUUGCGCGUCAUGAUGGCCAAAACAAAGAAGGGACAAUAUGAGAUGCCCAAGGGUCUCAGUCCCGAGGCUGAGGAUCUGAUACGGCGAAUGCUCCAGGUAAACCCUGACCGCCGAAUUGCGAUGAAGGACAUCUGGAGGCACCCCUUGGUCCAGAAAUACAAGUCUCUCGACGAUUUCGGAGACAACACCGCCCAGUUGCCCGACACCCGAAAAGGGUUCCAGUAUGCGCCCGUAGCCAGAGGCGACAUUGACCCCCAGCUCCUCCGACAACUUCGAUCCAUGUGGCACAUGUUCAGUGAGCAUGAUCUAGUCUUCAAUCUUACAUCCAAAGAGCCAAAUGACCAGAAAGCCUUUUAUUGGUUGCUUUAUAACUAUCGGAACAAGCAGCUGGAGGACUUCAAACCAGAAUUGGCCCACUCCAUGAGUGACUACCAUCAUCUAAAGCCAGCCAUUUGGAAGAGGCGUGUCUCGACCUGUCAAUUCGAGAAACCCAGAGCAAAUGGACACGGACGUUCUAUUUCGCGCUUCACAGUCAUCUCCAAUGCCCCCGAUACAGGAAGUGAUGGCUAUGAUCCAUACCGCAGCAAUCGCGUACUGCAAAAUCGCGAUUCGCAAGUCACCCAUGCAAAGAUCACCGUGCACCGUGAUGGCGAGAUUGCAACAACUACUGCAACCGGACAAGCUAAUAAAAUGCGCAACGGCGCCAACGCGCGUCGCAUGCGGGCAAACUCGACAAGAGCAUCGCUUACAAGCCGACCACAAUCGUCCCGUGGAUCACUUGCGUCAUUGCGAAGUAGUCGACAGGGAACUCCCAAGAUACGAGUGCCUAGUCUCCGCCGUAAACGAGGUGUAGACUUCUCUCAUAUCCGCAAGGGAUCAGAUUCUGCUGGGACUCGUUCGCGGCUUGCCAACGGCAAGACAGGUUCUGACAUCGUUGCUGGUAAUGGGACACCUCAUCGAGUACCAGCACCGGCGGGUCGAUUUCCUAGUCCAGAUUUGACCAAGACAGCUGAUGGAACAUAUCCCAAGGCCCUGGGCGGUCCUAUCAACCAAUAUUCCAAGAAGAACGGUGCUUCUAUGAUUUUCCGCGAAGAGUUGCGCAAAUUCAGUAACACCUGUGCUAAGGACUGCGAUGAAGCAUUCAAGACCUCUAUAAUCGUUUACGACUCCGAGUGCGACUCGUCGACCACUGAGGGUGACCGUGCACACCGGGAAUCCAACCCAUUCUCAGUAUCCCUCGACAGCCCUGCGACGACUAUCUCCCCGGCGACUGAUUCAUCCCACGACUCGUGGCAUAGCCGUCCUUUACCUCCGUUGCCCAAGAUUACCAGCACGCAGAAUAAAACCGCAGUCUCAAACAAGUCUGAUGUGCGUUCAACUUCUCCGGACAAAGAUGUUGCCAAAAGUGGAGACAGGAAAGACGUCAGUAAAGGUUCUGCUCUGCCAAGACAGGUUGACCGCCGAGCAGUCUCAGCGCCGGCUUACAGUCAGGCACAUAGAAAGCUUUCUACACUGCCUUCGAUAAAUGAAAAUGCUGGACUACACGGCGAUGGAGCCCGUAUUGUGUCCGCUCCACCCCAGAGCCCCAUGAGACGGGCAAAUGCCAAGAACCGUAGUAUGGAUUAUCUCAGCAAGGUUGAACGUACAAUUCGGGUUGUCAACUCACCCACGCAUGGAGGCCCGCCCAGAUUGCCGAAGCCAGUCGACACCCAGACGGCGAAAAGAGACGGGUGUUCUCGGCAUCCCCUUCAUCAGCAGAUCUCGUACGAUGAUGUGGAAUGCGACGAUCACAUUUACGAUGUGGAAUCCGCCCCGAAGAAAAAGAAAUCGUCUUGGUUCAAGCGAGUCUCCAAAGCAGAUUCCAGCGCGAGUUCUAGUGACAGCGGGGCACGCCGGGCAAGUGGUUCGACGGACUCCAAGCAAAAUCGGUCCUACGAGGAGUGCAAUGAGCAAAAUAAAAAGAGAAACUUUUCGUUCCCAUCAUUUUGGAAGGGCAACAAGGAUAAGGACACUGGCAUGACUAUCGAAGGACUGGAGGACGUGGCUGAGAAGCAGCAAGCGACUGGCCAGGCAGUCAGACGAAGGCAACGGUCCGGUGUGAUUCCAUCAAACUCGGGUGACGCGCCAUAUAUUGAAGUCAAGCAGAAUUGGCUUACGCGCCUUUUCCGUGUCAAGCCAGCCACUAGGUACCUUUGCAUGACCUUGACCCGUCAGCGAGCUCGCCAGGAGGUUGUGUUUUUGUUGCGCGACUGGCAGCGUUACGGCAUCAGGGAUAUCCACCUUGAUAAGCAGCGCAACGUUAUCCUUGCGAGGCUUGGAGCUAAGAACUGUAGGCUCUCAACUAUUUGA
Metarhizium album ARSEF 1941 is the source of this 3375-nucleotide messenger RNA. Its product is annotated as Serine/threonine-protein kinase domain protein. The coding region runs from base 1 to 3375 and encodes 1124 amino acids. Gene Ontology annotation, biological process: intracellular signal transduction; protein phosphorylation. NCBI's taxonomy places the organism in Eukaryota, Fungi, Ascomycota, Sordariomycetes, Hypocreales, Clavicipitaceae. Gene Ontology annotation, molecular function: ATP binding; protein serine/threonine kinase activity. The record is from RefSeq and is a predicted model, not a curated record. The transcript has 4 exons. Gene Ontology annotation, cellular component: cytoplasm.